AUGUUAAGAGCUCAAAAACUACACUCGCUGAAAUCAUCGGAUAUCACUGCGAUAUUGCCCACUGAACAGUCACAAAAAUUAGUGUUGGCAAAGAAAAAUGGUGACGUUGAAGUGUACUCUCGAGAUGGUAAUACGCUUAAACUAUUUCAGGUGUAUCCAGACCUCUUACAAAAUGCUAAAAAUGAUCCUUCGACUCCAAUGAUUGAAAACUUUUAUUUUGCAAACGAGCUUUCUACUAUCUUUGCACAGUGUAAAGAAACCUUGAUCUUAUUAAGCACUACAAAUUUACACGAGUAUGAUCGAAUAAUUGACAGAAGAGGUAUAAACCAUUGCUGGCUAUUCGAAAGGUCACACAAAAAUAAAGAAGAAAAGAAUACUUACCUAAUAUAUUCAACCACCAACACUGCUAAGAUGAGAGUAUUGAUAUGGGAGGGCAGGACCUAUAAAAAUAUGAUGGAAGCAUCAUUAUCGUAUAGGAAAGAAACCAUUCGGUCCAUAUAUCCUGGAGAAACAGGAAUAACCUUAGCGACAGAUUUAGGCAUUUAUCACUGGCCAUAUAACAAGCCCUCCCUCAUCAGAAUAGAAAAAACAGUGAAAAACAAAUUUCCAAGGGACAUGAUAUCAGCGUUAACCGAACUUAAAGAGCAGGCAGAGAAAGUCCUCGAAAAGAAUCCCAAAAAGUAUAGCCGUAAUGAUGCUCAAUCCCUUUCUUCUAUGGACAGAAUGUCCAGGAAAUCGAGUAUGUCAAGCUUAUGGUAUAGAAGCAUAAGAAAUGAACGUGGGAAUAAAAUACGAUAUGCUUUUGAAUUAGAAGGCAACGACGCUACCCCAAUGGUGAUUGAUGGUGUUACUAAAAAAAUUUUCAAGGUAGAGCUAAUGCAUAACAAUGAGGAGCCAUUUUUGAUCGCCACUGAUCAUGCUACAUUUUCCGAGUCAAAUUCCGAAUUCGAUCACAUGCAAUAUUUGUCGUCCAAUCUGCUGAUGUUAUAUAAUUCAAGUACCGUCAAAUUUGUUGAUUACGAAAAUGGAUUUACUUUUCUGCAACAAAAAAUACCAGAAGGUAUAAAAUGGGUCAAGAGUCUCUCGGGAACCUAUUUUUUAGUAUGGACUUCAAACGAUGAAAUACAGUUAUUUUCUUAUCAUGUAGACGAUGGCUCUGAGGAUGGUGAUCAAGAGUCUAUUUGCGGUGACAUUAACGACCCAGAUUUUUACCAACUGUGGAGAAAAGUGCUUUUUUACAAGUUUUUCAUUGAUUCUCCACAUUCUAAAGAGUUAUGUAUUUCGGAAAACCCCGAAGAAUCCUUGGAUAUAUGUGCUAUGAAACUAAGGGAUUUGACAGUAAUGUGGUGUUUAAGAAUUUUUGAUAAAUUUCAAAAUUAUAUGGUCCAACUAGAAAGCAGUAAAAAUUCAAGGAUGAUUCGUUCUAAAUGUGAAGAGAUGAUCAUCAAGAAUAUUUUUGACCUAUUUAUCAAAUUUUGGGCUCCACCUCAAUUAGUCAUAUUAAAAGUGUUUCCCUCAGCCAUUUCAAGUUUGGUAUUGGAAAUUACCGGUCAGGAACAUCACUGCCUGAUGAAGGAAGCCGAGGAGAUUAAAGAGACUUAUGACAUCCCGCCGCACUUAUUGAACAGGUGGUGUUUACCUUAUCUGACUGAUACAAGGCGACAUUUGCAAAACUUGUUAAGCAAGAAGAACGAUGACGAAAAUUGUAUAACUUGGUGCUAUCGCGACCGUGAAAUCAAACAAAGUUUCGAUUUUUUUCUUAUCAGCAACCAUGAUGAUGUUGACCUUGAAACAAUGUUAACUUUGAUAGAUACGGUAUUAUUCAAGUGUUAUCUUUACUAUAACCCCCCUAUGGUGGGACCAUUCAUUCGUGUAGAAAACCACUGCGAUUCAAAUGUUAUAGUGACGGAAUUAAAAAUACGUCAUAUGUUCAAAGAUUUAAUUGAUUUUUAUUAUAAACGUGGUAAUCAUGAAGAAGCCUUGAGGUUCCUCACGGAUUUGGUCGACGAAUUGGAAAACGAUAAUACAGACCAAAAACAACAUCAAAAAAUUGAGCACGGUGUUAAAAUAUUAGUUAUUUAUUAUUUGAAAAAGUUAUCAAACCCACAGUUAGACGUUAUAUUCACUUAUACUGACUGGCUGCUAGAACGACACCAGGAUUCAAUUAAAGAAAUCCUUUCAUCAAUAUUUUUUUAUGAUUCUCAAGCAUGCAACGGUAGGAACCAUUUAAAAGUAUACGAGUACAUCAAAGAACACGAUAAGUUACUCGCUAUACAAUACUUAGAAUUUGCGAUCAGUACUUUUAGAUUGGAAGGGAAUAAAUUGCAUACUGUCCUAAUUAAGCUGUACCUUGAAAACUUGGAUAUUCCCUCCACAAGAAUCAAAUUGAAGUCAUUAUUGGAAACAACAUCGGUCUAUGAGCCCAGAACAAUCUUAAAAUUACUGAAUGAUACUAUUGAGAACGACUCUGAUCGGUUACCCACCAAUAAACUAAACUUCGUAAAGUAUUUGAAGAUUUUUCCCUUGUCAAAACUGGAAAACCAUAAGGAAUCUGUGCAUAUAUUGCUUGAUGAGAUAAAUGACUACAAAGCAGCAACAAGCUACUGUGAUGACGUAUACCAAAAUGACUCGACAAAGGGCGAAGAGCUUCUGUUGUAUUUAUAUGACAAGUUAGUCUCUAUAUAUGAUUCUAAUAGGAACUCCAAGCUGAUUUUGAAUUUUUUGCAAGACCACGGAUCAAAAUUGAAUUCGGUGGAGAUAUACAAAAACUUACCUCAGGAUAUUUCCUUGUAUGAUAUCGGCAGGGUGGUGUCGCAACUAUUAAAGAAGCACUCGUCAAAAAUGGAUGAGACCAGGUUAAAAAAAGCACUUCUCCAGGUUGAACUUGUGGCCACCACUUACAAUCUCAAUGACCGCAUGUCAUCGUAUGGAGUCCUAUCAGAUAGCCAUAAAUGUCCUAUCUGCAAGAAAGUAAUUUCAAAUUUUGGAACAGAUUCGAUCUUGUGGUUCACUAGGGAAGGCAGAAACAUCAUUACACAUUAUAAUUGUGGGAAAGUACUACAGGAACGGUUUAACGCUAAAAAUGAAAAGUCUUCGAAAAUUAAACAAAAAACUUUGGGAGAAGUUAUAAAUGAGUUAAAUAAUAAGUAA
Molecule: messenger RNA, 3150 nt
Organism: Saccharomyces paradoxus
Lineage: Eukaryota; Fungi; Ascomycota; Saccharomycetes; Saccharomycetales; Saccharomycetaceae
Gene: VAM6
Product: Vam6p
Exons: 1
Coding region: 1-3150 (1049 amino acids)
Biological process (GO): autophagy; vesicle-mediated transport; intracellular protein transport
Cellular component (GO): cytoplasm; fungal-type vacuole membrane
Source: RefSeq, a predicted model, not a curated record